AUGGACAUGAACGAGAGCAGCGAGAAAGGGAUGGAGGGCAAUGGGUCCUCUGGCCCAGGCGGUGGCAUCCCCGUGGAGUGGCAGAGCCAAUUCAGCGGCGGCGGCUUCUCGGCGCACCAGCACCAGCAGCAUCCCCACAUGAUGGACUCCUUCGGGUCCGGCAUGUGGUCGGCGGCCUCGCAGCACGGCGCGGGGUUCCUGGCGCCGGUGCCCGGGUUCCUCCCGCCGCCUGGCCUAGGUGGCCAUUUCCCGGUGGACUCGGGCUUCAUCGAGCGCGCCGCGCGAUCGUCGUGCUUCGUCGGCCCCGGCGCCGGUGGCGGGAUGAUGGGCGCUGGCGCCUUCGGUGGGGCGGGCGAUCAGCAGAUGGGCAGCGCUUUCGGGGAGGGGUACUUGGAUCAUCGUAGGAAGGAAGGCGGGGACAAGGCCGAGCCGGAGCUCGCAGGGAGCGGCGGCGUGCCGAGCUCGGAGGCAGCCGGCGGAGACUGCUCGUCCAAAGGGUCGGACUCCAAGAAGAGGAGAAGGCCCAGCGAGGUGAUGGGAGGCGAUCAGGUUCAGUCUUCCAACGUGGCCGCUGACUCCGCAAACGAGAGCGCCCAGAGCAAAGAUAAAGGCGAGGAGAGCAGCCCGGCGACGGGGACGACGACCGGCGGCAAGUCCAAGGGGAAGGGUGCCAAGGAGAGCUCCGAGAAGGAAGACUACAUCCAUGUCCGAGCCCGGCGCGGGCAGGCUACCAACAGCCACAGCCUUGCCGAAAGGGUACACAGUUUUUGCUCACCGCUUCCUCGUUUGAUUAGCAUGGAUGCAGUAUGUAUGCAUUUGAGCACACGAGUGGUGUUGAAACCAUGGAUGUUUUUAUCCUUUGCGCAGCUAAGAAGGGAGAAGAUCAGUGAGAGGAUGAAGCUUCUACAGGACCUUGUUCCCGGCUGCAGCAAGGUCACCGGGAAGGCGGUGAUGCUCGACGAGAUCAUCAACUACGUUCAGUCCCUGCAAAGACAAGUUGAGUUCUUAUCGAUGAAGCUGGCGACAGUAAACCCGAGGCUUGACCUCAACAUAGAAGGGCUUCUCUCAAAGGAUCUUCUUCGCUUCCCUGGGGUGUCUUCGUCGUCGAUGGGGUUCUCUCCGGAGAUGAUGCACCCGCAGCUGCAGCUGUCGCAGCCGGGGCUGAUGCAGGGAGGCGCCGCCGCCAUGGCAAACUCGGACGUGUUCAGAAGAAUCAUGCAAGCGCAACUAGGAGCAAAAGAUGGAUCCCAUUCACAGAUGGCCCACGCAUUGAAUGGCCCGUUCAGCGAUCACGUUGCGCAGAUGGCGUACCCGUCCAUGGGCUCCUCGCACUCCCACUCGCAGGACCUCAGCAUCAGGCCGUCCCAGGACGCCUACCAAAUGUGA
Triticum turgidum subsp. durum (durum wheat) is the source of this 1386-nucleotide messenger RNA. The record is from the annotation of a GenBank genome assembly. Lineage: Eukaryota; Viridiplantae; Streptophyta; Magnoliopsida; Poales; Poaceae.